AUGUUGAUUGACAAUGAGUCACCAUACUUGUACAAUCUCACUUUAAAGCCACCGUCAAAUUAUCCCCACUCGGUUAUAGGACAAUUCAUUCCCAAUUCAAAACAACAACAGCUAGCCCUCAUCUCAUCAUGCCAUCUAUCACUACUUACGGCAGACCCAGAGACGGGGAAGCUUAGUACUCGAGUAAGUCAAAAUUUAUUUGCAGUAGUCAAUGCUGUUGAUAAACUACGGUUCAACGAUUACGACGUCUUGGUCUUAACUAGUGAUUCAGGCAACUUAUCCAUCAUUCAGUAUGACUCUAAGCGGAAUGAGUUUGUAUCAACCUGUCAGAUGCCCAUGUGUAAAAACGGAUGGAAUCGAAGCUACCCGGGAGAAUUUCUUGCCGUGGAUUUACAAAGCAGGUGUAUACUAGUCGGAGCUGUCGAAAAGAGUAAACUCUUGUACAAAGUUGAAUCGAGUGCAGAUAAAUUGGAAUUGAGUUCACCCUUGGAAAGUGUUAGUGUUGUGACAAGGGGCAAGCAGCCACUAGUAUGCUUGGCAUUGAUUAGUUUGGAGACUGUUUUGGGCAACCCACUUUUUGCUGCAUUAGAAUUUGACAAUGAACAACAAGUGACAUUAUUAAAUUAUUACGAAUUCGACCAAGGGAUGAAUCAUGUGAUCAGGCGCAAGUCGAAAGUCAAUACUGUGCCUAAUGAUGCAAACUACUUGGUGCCAGUUCCAGGGACUAUAGGCGGGGUACUAGUCUGUGGUGAAAAUUGGAUCAUGUACGAUAUGUUGGGGUUGGAAAGCAUUGUAUUACCAUUACCACGACGCGAGAACCAAAAUUCUAUAGUUGCAAAUCACGUUACGCAUGUGUUGAAAAAAAAGAGCUAUGGGUUUUUCAUCUUGUUGCAGACUGAUUUAGGAGAUUUGUUUCGAUUAAUCAUUGACUACGAUUCUGAUCGUGAAUUAAUCAAGGAUAUUGAAAUAACUUAUUUUGAUACCAUACCAGUUUGCUAUAGCUUGAACAUAUUCAAAAAUGGCCUUUGCUUUGCCAAUUGCAUAAACAGAAACCAAUUGCUUUAUCAAUUUGAAAAAUUGGGAGAAGAGUUAGAUGAGGAUAUACGCAUAAACUGCACAAUACAACUGGAUGAUAUACCAUUAACGAAGGAAAAAGUUGUUGAGUUUAAAUUGAAAGGGUUGGAUAAUUUGGCAUUGAUUGAUGUUGUCGAAUCCCUAAGUCCUAUAACGGACUCCGCAUUGACCAAGAGUGGGUUGGUAACUCUAUCGACCAAAUCCAAGUUGAAAAAUAUUGUUCACGGAACUCCAACUACGACGCUUGUUGAAUCACCACUACCUAUUACUCCCACCAAAAUAUUUACUGCCAAAACAUCAGCAGAGGCUGUUGACGAUGAAUACUUGGUAAUCACGUCGACUCUUUCUUACAAGACGUUGGUUUUAUCUAUUGGUGAAGUGAUAGAAGAAGUGACAGACUCCAAAUUUGUACUAGAUCAGCCAACAGUUGCGGUUCAACAGGUGGGAAAAUCGUCAAUAGUACAAGUCUAUUCCAACGGUGUACGUCAUGUAAAUGGCAAGAAAAAGGUGACAAACUGGUACCCACCAGCCGGUAUAACAAUCACUCAUGCAACUACAAAUAACCAACAGAUUCUUAUAGGAAUGUCAAAUUUGGAAUUGGUAUAUUUUGCAACUGAUGCUGCCGAUGAUCAACUAAUUGAGUAUCAAGAUAGGUUGGAGGUUUCCUCGCCCAUUCGCAGUAUGUGUAUUCUGAAAGAGCAGAGUUCAUCAUUUGCCGUAGUUGGCUGCUCGGAUGAAACUAUUCAGGUGAUUUCAUUGCAACAGCAAAGUUGCUUAGAGGUAAAGUCAUUACAGGCAUUGUCGUCAAGUGCAAACUCAUUAGUCAUGUUGACCCAUAAUCCGUCUACUACAUUGAUUCAUAUUGGGAUGCACAACGGUGUGUAUGUGAGAACCAAGAUUGAUACAUUCAAUGGUAGAUUGUCUGACACCAGAAUCAAGUACCUUGGGCCAAAGUCAGUCACUUUGAGUGAGUUGAAGUUGUCGGAUGACAUUACUGGUGUUUUGGCGAUUUCAUCAAAGCCAUGGAUAGGGUACUAUCAUCAAGGAAAAUAUCGCUGUACUCCGUUGUUGGAUAUAGAUAUUAUUAAUGGUGCAUCGUUCAAAUCGGAGGAUAUUGGAGGCGGUGGCAUUGUGGGUAUACAUGGUGAUAAUUUGGUGAUCUUUUCUGUUGGAAAAGAGGACAGCGUAUUUGAUCCGACACAGGAGCUCACUGUGACCGAAGUGGAUUUGAGAUAUUUGCCGAGGAAGGUUAUAGGCGGUGAUAACGAUGAUGAAGGAAGAUUGUUUGUAAGUGAAGUUGAAAUGGGGAUCAAAACACCCUACACUCCUAAUUUGACCAAAGAGGUGAGAGACGUUGUCGAUAGAGAAUAUCACGAAGCUUUUGGAUAUGAAAGGGGUCCAGGGUGUGCCUCAUGUGUACAGCUCAUCCAAAAUGGACAAGUCAUUCAGUCGUUGGAAUUCUUGAAAAAUCAGAGAAUAGUUGACAUGACCAAAAUUCUGUUUAACAAGAAUUCAUAUUUGGUUGUUGGCGUGAUAACAGGCGAGGAGAACCUACUAUACACGUUCAAAAUUGACAAGAAAAAGAAUUUCCAAUACAUUCACAAGACCGAGUUGAAAUUUGUGCCUCAAGUAAUGGAAGUGUUUCAGGAUAGGUUAUUAGUCGCUUCUGGUAAUGCCAUUUCGCUAUAUGAUCUAGGUCAACGGCAAUUGUUACGGAAAUCACUAACGAGGAUUGAUUUCAUGCAGACGAUAGUUAAAGUGUCACCUCAACCAAAUCAACGUGUACUAUUGGCCGACCUGGCCAAGUCAAUUGUGUUGGCCAAGUUUGACAAUGAUGAGAACCAAUUUAUAGCAGUGGCUGAUGAUGUUGUGAAACGCAACAUUACUGCGUGGAAGCAAUUGGAUUACGAUACCGUGAUUGGUGGCGAUAAAUUUGGCAACAUAUUUGUGUCAAGAUUGGAUCGCGAGCAAUCAAGACAAGUUGACCAAGACUGGACGGUAUUGAAACAAACGGCGAGAGAUUCGCCCAAUUUGAAUUCGUGUGUGUUUAAAUUGCAAACUUUAUGCCAGUACUACAUUCCCGAUAUAAUCACCUCGUUCCUGUUGGGUUCCUUCAACUUGGGUGGAGAAGAGUGCAUUAUAUACACCGGUAUUACUGGAACUAUUGGCGUGCUAAUACCGUUGAUAUCCAAGACUGAGGUUGAGUUGAUGCAUAAUUUAAAGUUGGCAAUAAGUGCAUACAACGAUCAGGUGAAUGUUGCUGGUAAAAACCAUGCUAAGUUGAGAAGUUAUUACAAUCCAGUAAAGAAUGUAUUUGAUGGUGAUUUUAUGGAAUUGUAUUUGAAUUUACCGCUUGAUGUUAAAUUGACCAUUGCCAAGCGAUUAAACAAAUCGGUGGGUGAGGUUGAAAAGAAAUUGAAUGAUGUUCGAAAUCGUUCAUCUUUUUAA
This is a messenger RNA of Lodderomyces margitis, 3522 nucleotides long. RefSeq names its product U2 snRNP complex subunit. Gene Ontology annotation, molecular function: protein binding; U2 snRNA binding. Gene Ontology annotation, cellular component: nucleus; U2 snRNP. NCBI's taxonomy places the organism in Eukaryota, Fungi, Ascomycota, Pichiomycetes, Serinales, Debaryomycetaceae. The coding region runs from base 1 to 3522 and encodes 1173 amino acids. The record is from RefSeq and is a predicted model, not a curated record. Gene Ontology annotation, biological process: mRNA splicing, via spliceosome. The transcript has a single exon.